Molecule: messenger RNA, 1543 nt
Organism: Rattus norvegicus (Norway rat)
Lineage: Eukaryota; Metazoa; Chordata; Mammalia; Rodentia; Muridae
Gene: Vom1r62
Product: vomeronasal 1 receptor 62
Exons: 1
Coding region: 182-1129 (315 amino acids)
Biological process (GO): signal transduction; G protein-coupled receptor signaling pathway; sensory perception of chemical stimulus
Cellular component (GO): membrane; plasma membrane
Molecular function (GO): G protein-coupled receptor activity; pheromone receptor activity
Source: RefSeq, marked validated
CUUGCUUGGUUAAAGUCACACCGAGGUAUUAUAUAUUAUUUGGGACUAUUAUGAAGGGUGUCUGGACCACAGGGGACCUGCUGCUUGAGUGCUUCCAUUGAUUUUAAUAUCACAACGCCAUGAAUUUAUAUUUUCUUGAUUUGCCUUAUCCUAGCAGAAGAUUACUGAAGACUUCGUUAAGAUGAUUCCAAGUGAUCUAAUUACUGGAUUCCUCCUCCUGUUAGAAACUUUCAUUGGACUCAUGGGAAACUUGCUGCUUUUAAUAUUAUACAUGUACAUCUUCUUAAUUCAGCCUCGUAUGAAGAAGCCCGUAGAUAUGAUCUUCACACAUCUAAUGCUUGUCAAUGUUUUGAGCAUUGUCUUUAGGCUGAUACCAGAUGUCAUGGCCUCCUUUGCAGUCAGACUCCCUUUCCACGACGUUGCAUGUAAGGCAGUUUUAUAUGCAUACAGUGUUACUAGGGGCCUUUCCAUUUGCACUACUUCUCUACUGAGUUUAUUUCAAGCCAUGACUAUUCGUUCUAACCAUUCCAAGUGGGCAUGGCUUAAAUCCAAGCUUGAGUCAUACAUUUUUCCAUCACUCCUCUUCAUCUGGAUCAUCAACACAUUUAUCUAUUUUCCCAUGCUUCAAAACAUAAAGGGACGAAUCAACUUCACUGUUGUGGCUUCUAGGUAUUCCCAGAUAUACUGCCAAAGUAGCCAGGUUCGCUAUCACUCCACCAUGUCAAUUGUCACUUCACUAAUGAUUAGAGACAUCCUGUUUGUGCUUCUCAUGAUGUGGUCCAGCCUCUACCUGGUGAAUGUCCUGUUCAGACACAACAGGAGAACACGGCAUGUCCACAGUUUCAGUGUGUCUCUCCAUGCAUCUUCUGAAAAGAAAGCCACCCACAGCAUCCUUCUGCUUGUGGGUUUCUUCAUAUUUUUCUAUUGCUCAAAUACUUUUGUCACCUUCUAUUUGUUUUAUAGACCUAAGAACAGCCCACUAUUGGAUAUGAUUACUAGAGUUUUAUCUUUAGGCUACCCAAUCAUCUGCCCUUAUGUUCUGAUGAACAAUAGGAAAAUUAUUUCCAAAUUCAUUUUCUCCCUAUCAAACUCUGAAUGUAUCUUUUCUACAAGAGGAUGCUAUGGCUAAUUUGACAUCCUAAACUUACUUCUUCCUUAGCAGAUUCUUUAUCAAUCUGACAAAAAUAACCAUGGUUAAGAAUUGGCAGAUACUGCUUUGUUUGUUUGUUUUUGGUUGCUCGAGACAAGAUUUCUCUGUGUGGCUCUGGCUGUCCUUGAAUUCUCUUCAUAGACCAGGCUGGGUUCAAACUCAAAGAUUUACUUGUCUUUGCCUUUGGAGUGCUGGGAUUAUCUUGGUUAACCACUUCAUUUUUAAAGGACAGGGCUUCACAUAUGCUGUGCUGGCCUAAAAGUCAUUUUGUACUGGAGAUGACCUUAGACUCCUGUUCUUCUUGACCCAUCUAAUUUUUAAAGAGGUGGUAUGUUUUUAAUAUGAGACUGGGAAGAUUUCAUAGGAACAAACAUAUAUUAAGAAAUUAACAGU